GCACAAAAGAAUCUCUCCAUCGAGGGUUGAGAUGAAGAUGACGGCGGCGACGAGGACUGCAAGGAAAAAGGCCAUGACGCUAGGAAGAAGACGAUGAUGCAAGGAGAAGACGUGGGUGCUUGGCGUUGGCGACGAUGGUAGCGGUGCUUGAAGGAAGAAGGCAUCGACCGAGCGGGAGGAAGACGACGACGACAAGGAGAAGAAGGUUGUUGAGGUAGAUGUCUUCCUUUCUCUUGAUUCAUUGAUUCGACUAUAUGGUUUUAUGGAUUCGAGAUCUGUUAUUCUGUGGGGUUGGGAUCUGUGAUUCAAUUUGGGGAAUAUGGGAUUCUAUGCGUUUGGGAUCUGAGAUUCGAUUUGGGAGAUCUAGGAUUCGUUUGGGGGAUUUUGGGAUUUUGUGCGGUUGGGAUCUGGGAUUCGAUUUGUAGAUCUGGAAUAUUAGUUCGCUUAAUAUGGAUAAUAGUUAGCAUGCUUUGGAUACUACUUUUUUAUACUGUGGAUAUUGUACUAUUGACUGUUCGGAUAUUAGUUAUGUGAUGUCUGUAUAUUUGUUUACUUUGUCUUGAUAUUUCUCUGCCCGAUAUGGAUGUUUGUUCGCUUAUAUUAGUUCUGUGCGAUUGAGAUAUUAUGCCUGAUAUUAGGUAUGCCAUUGGUGAAUAUUUGUUAUGGUUUGUUUGGAUAUUACUCUGAAUGUAUGGAUUAUAGUUACCUUAUAUUAGUUUUGGGUGGCGGGGAUAUCAGUUGAUUUAUACCUAUAUAUUUAUCUAUGAUCCCAGGGAUAUUGGACAAUGGCAAGAACUAAAACAAAAGCGAAGAGACCACAACUAAGAGAAGGACCAUCCCAACCUCGUCGUGGCAUGACCGAAACAUGGGGGGCUUGGAGGACAUGAUCAAAAAGAUUAUCGAGAGUUUGAUCAAGCAAGACAACAUUUGAACUAUUCCUUUUUCGUUUUUUAUGUGGUUGUACUUUUUUGGAUUUUAGAUUAUGGGAUUGCCAAGUUGGAAUGACAUUAAUACUAGUUGUAUCGCGGUUUGUCGAAAAAAAAACUUUAUUUUAGAUAAAUUUGUUUAAACUCAAUAUCAACACAAACAAAAAUAGAUAAACAUCCACACAAAACAAAUAUCCACACCACCGAUACUAAUAUCUCACAGUUUAAUACCAAUAUCCAGUUGGUCCAUAAUUAAUAUCCUCACCGUCACAGACUAAUACAAACUACACACAAAAUAAUAUCCGACCAUCGUGAACUAAUACUCACUACACGUGAAAUACCCACAUAUCGCAAACUAAUAUCCUCCCAUCACAUAGUAAUAUCUUAUCACCACAGACAGAUAUCAAAUCAUUCUACAUUGUGUUCAUAUCCAUUUCCACAACAUCAUCUUCUAAACCCUAAACCAAAACAACUCUCACUCUAAACCCUAAAAAAUAUCAAUACCAUCCAAACUUAUAUAUCACUGUCUCAAACCAAUAUCCAGUCAUUAAAAAUAUAAUAUCUCACCAUCACAGUCAAAUAUCAACAAUACACAGACUAAUAUCUCACCGUCGCAGACUAAUAUUCAACUACAUAGACAAAAUAUCGAACCACCAUACUUUGUGUUCUAAACCAUGAACCCUAAACUCUAAACCCUAAGUAGGUCAAGUGGAUGUAGUUGUAAUUAUUUAGGGGGCUUUGAAAUUAUUUUGGUGAAAAGUAAACAUUAGCUUUGUGAUGUAAAAGGAGGAUAGAUACUCUUUUGGGCAAACACAAAUAUUAUUAAUCAGAAGGUCUAAUAAGAACAACUAUGUAGACUAAUAUCCAAAUAAAGGAAACAAAAAAUCUAAUCACACAAAACUAAUAUUCGAUUACAUAACGGGCAAAACUAAUAUCCGUCCUUUAUCGAACACAUACCCAUUCACCCCAAAUAAAUAUAAAAUCGAACAAAUAUCGGUGGAGCCCAGACUAACAUCCUUCCACUCCAUAUAUAAUAUACAUCCUUAUGCGAACAAAUAUCAUUGACACCCUGACUAAUAUCCAACCACAUAAAUUAAUAUCCGAAAUCACAAACGGAAUAAUAUCAAACCUACCAUGACAAAAAAAAAACUUCAUUUUUGGAUGCUUUCCUCGGUGAUAUCUUCAUCCUCUGACUCUGAAGACAUGGAAGUUGUUUGAUAAGAGAAGAACAAUAUGGUGGGUAAGUUGGGAAACCAUUAUGUUAGGGUGGGUGCUUAAAUAAACAAAGAUGACAUUUGAAUAGUUAGUACAAGGUUCUUAUGGGAAUAGUGACCAUAAUGUUCACAUGUGAAUAGUUAUAAACCAAUAUCCAUCGCAUAUAAUAUAAGUUCAUAAAACAAACAUCCAUAUCACCCAUACAAACACCCAUUCACCCCAAAACAAAUAUCUGUCCUUUAUAGAACAAAUAUCCGUGGCUCCCAGACUAACAUUCAUCCACACUAGAAAUAAUAUCCACCCUUAAACGAACAAAUAUCAUUGGCAACCUGACUAAUAUCUAACCACAUAAACUAAUUUCUGAAAUCAGAAACGAACUAAUAUUAGGGUCUGGAAGACACACUCUCCUACUAUUAUUGAUUCAUUGGCCUUCGGCCAAUGGGCCCUCGGCGUGCAGCCCUAACUAAGGUUGCAAGCCUUAUGUGUUAGGACUUGAUAGCGUGUUUAAUUUUGAUGGAAGACACAAUUAAUUCACAAACUAAUAUCCAUCACAUAUAAUAUCAGUUCAUGCAAAAAUUAAUAUCCAUACCGCCCAGACUAAUAUCCGACCACAUAAACUAAUUUCCUUCGGUUCAUGGAUAAUAUUUUGGUUAAGGAUGGAUACUAGAUUGGACGAUAUGAAUAUUAAUCAGGGUUGAUUUCUCUCUUCAUGUGAGAAUAGUUGGUGGGUGGCAUUAAAUGCUCAACAUCUCUCUCAUGUGAAAAUUCAUCAAAGCAUCAAAAGUAACAGAUGGUGGGCCAUGCUUUUCUCUCUCUUUUGUCAACUCAGACCGAAUAUUAGUUCGUGCACUUUUGGAUAUUUAUUUGUCUCGGCUGGAUACGAGUUAUCUCAGCGGCUCUCUUUCUCAAUCCCGCCUAAAUCAAAGGUGGACCCAAGCCACCUUGUUCAGCUUGGUUGGCUGGGCCGACCUGUGCAAAAAAUCUCUUAAAUAGCUCACUUAAAUGAGCCAUGGAUGGGCUAACCCCCUCACCCUUGGAUUAGAACUGGGCCGACGUGGACAAAUCUGGGCCUUGUAAGUAUCUACUCACAAAACUCCUUGUGAGCAGAUUAACUUUCUGCCAACAAUUGAGGUCGACCCAAUUUCGGUUCAUUCAAAACAAUGUGCAUAGUGAACUGCCAAAGCUGAACUCUUUUAUGGUGGACACUGGACAGAGUGGGCCGACUUGAAACUAGAUGUCCUUUUUUGGAAUAUUAUGGCAAUCAAAUAAUAAGAAUUGAUGUUUAUUGUAAUGUUAAAAUAUUCUUGUGCUACAGUCAAAGCGAUGAGUUCGAUCUCUUGUAUAAGCAUAUAUAGUGAUUUAUUAUUUUUUGGCCUAAUACAAGAAAGAACCCAUAGUUUAGGGUUGGGCAUGGUCCAGGAAACUGGAUCGUACCAGUCGGUUGAAUCAGAAAAACCGGGAACUGGCUAUUGGCCGAUACGAUGCAAUGUGUGCGAGGGAAUUUCCGUUCCGGCCGGUAUUUUUGAGUUAACCUGCCUACCGUGAUAUUUUGGCCGGUUUUGUUUGAACCGUCGAUACUUAAAAUAGGAGAAUUUCUCAUGGUAUCAGAGCUGUGAGCUGAGCUUCAUGGCGUUUUCUUUCUUUAACCUGUCAUUAUGAGUCUUAACGACGAGACAAUGGUGGAUGCCAAGCUGAAGUCUGCGGCAUCCGAUCCUCCACCGGCAGGGGGUGCGUCUGGUAGCGACCCGCCUUUUCCUCCGGACUUCAUUCUCCACAAUGGUGACAGCCCUAAUCAACUAUUUGUGGGUGAGCUUCUCACCGAUUCCAACUACAACGAAUGGUUUGGCGACAUCACUGAUUCUUUCAUUGCCAAGAACAAAGUAGGUUUUGUGGAUGGUUCUAUUCCGCAACCGUUUGAUGGGCGUCUCCGUGAUCAAUGGCGGGUCUGUGACGCCAUGGUGAAGGGUUGGUUGAAAACGGCAAUGAGUAUGGAGAUUCGCUCAAGUGUCCGUUUUGUCAGCACCGCCCGUGACAUAUGGAUUGAUCUUGAAGCUCGUUUUGGGCAGCCGAGCGCACCGCGCUUGUAUGAGCUGCGUCGGAUAAUCAAUGCCCUUCAAUAGGAGAAGUCUAGUGUCUCUAGCUUCUAUACUAAGCUUCGGGGGUAUUGGGAUGAGAUUCAAUCCAUCUCUCCUGACCCUAAUUGUAGCUUCAAUGGAUGCACUUGUGAUGUGAAGCGUAAGUAUCAAAACACCAAAAACAGUGAGCAGCUCUUUGACUUUCUCAUGGGUCUCGACGAGGCCUUCUCUACAGUUAAGACACAAAUCCUGGCUAUGCGUCCCAUGUCGAGCCUUGCCGAAGCUUAUCAGCUGGUCAAUAAUGAUGAACAACAGCGCGGAUAGCUCAAGCUCGGUGCCCCACUGUUGAAGCAGCAACGUUCUUUUCUCAGGAUGACCGCUCCAAUGCUCGCAGCUCCUCGAGUCGUCCUAGUGAUCCAUCUAAGCCUUGGUACUUCUGUGAACAUUGCAAGAAGACCGGUCACACAAAGGACCGGUGCUAUGAACUCAUUGGCUAUUCGGAUCGUCCUGCAUCGAAGGGCGAUCGCGGUAAUCGUUCGAAAGGGGGCGAUCGGGGCAAGGGCGCUCCUCAUGCUGCUCAAGUCGGUGCUCAAGCGAGCCCAAUUCCUGGGCUGACUCCCUCUCAAUUUGAGCAGCUUAAAAACUAGUUUGGCGAGGAGCUAAAGCAGAUGUCGAGCCCAGCAAAUAAGGCGAUAGGUAAUUCACCUUCUUUUUCCGCGUUGAAUGAUGACUGGUUAAUCGAUAGCGGCUGUAACGAAACAAAUUGUGAACAAUCUGAAACUAGUUCACGGGUCACAGGCCGACCCGGGUCUGCAGGUACGAGUCCCCGAUGGUUCGACUAUUGGAGUAACUCGCAUUGGUGAAGUUCGGUUGUCUAAUGGGCUGGUUUUACCUCGUGUGCUAUUGGUUCCGGAAUUAAAAUGCAACCUGUUAUCUGUGAGUCAGCUUACUCGGGAUUUUUCUCUGGCUUUGAUAUUUCUUCGGGACUUCUGUGUGAUAUAGGACUUGUCCUUGAAGAUGAUUAUUGGGACGGGGAGCCAAGUUGACGGUCUCUACCAUUUACGUCUUUUUGAUGGGGUCCGACGCGAGAUGGCCUAUGUUGUUCGUAGAAACGUCUCACCUGAUCUUUGGCACUCUCGGCUGGGACACCCGUCGCUGGAGAAAUUGGAUUUGUUACAUUUAGUACCCAACACUAGUAGACAUAAUAACACUCUUUGCUCCCCCUGUUUGCGAGCAAAGCAGUCUCGUUUGCCUUUUCCUUCCAGCUCAAUUCGCAGUACUCGGCCUUUUGAAAUUGUUCACAUUGACAUUUGGGGUGGUUACAAAGUUCCUUCUUUGAGUGGAGCUCAGUACUUUCUUACAGUUGUGGAUGAUUUCACCCGUGGUGUUUGGAUUUAUCUGCUUAAAUUCAAAUCUGAGGCUGCUAGAUACUUGAAACUUUUUGUUCGACAGGCAUCCCGGCAGUUUGGUGCGUCGGUCAAAGUGAUUCAGACCGACAAUGGGACGGAGUUUCAAUCCCAUGACUUGGUCGAUUUUUAUGUUGAUGAGGGCAUUCACUUACAAACUUCUUGUGUCGAUACUCCGCAGCAAAACGGGAUUGUCGAGCGUAAGCCUCGACACAUAUUGGAUACAGCUCGUGCCCUUCACUUUCAUGCUAACUUGCCCAAGCGUUUUUGGGGCGAGUGUGUCCUCAAUGCUGGCUACUUGAUUAAUCGUCUUCCGCACAGUUCUCUUGGGAAUCAGACCCUGUAUGAACGACUUUUUGGCAAGCUUCCCAGCUACUCUCAUCUCCGAGCUUUUGGAUGUUUGGUCUAUUCUAAAGAUACCCGUCACCACUUGGAUAAAUUUGGUGAGCGAGGUCGUCCGUGUGUCUUUCUUGGUUACCCCCCGUCUCAGAAGGGGUAUCGUGUUUACGAGCUAUCAUCUCAUCGAUUAUUUACCUCUCGUGACGUCGUGUUGAGGAAACGACUUUUCCUUUUCACUCAACAGCCAAUGAUACAUCACCCAUGUCGCGCCAGUUCUCUCCUCCUGUCACGCGUGAGGACGAUGAUGAUGAUGAGCUCGUCCCAGUUGCUUCUGAACACCCCAUACCCUCGCCACCAACGGACCCUUCUCCCUCCUCGGAUCCUACUGCUGCUGACCACUAUGGUGACUCCACCUCCUCGUCCGCUAGCCCCUAUCACUCGGAGACUGAUGAUUUGGCUCCCCCUUCCGCGGAGUCGUCUGCCUCUCCGCCUCCUACUUCCGCCACGCAACCUUUGUCCACCAUAGUGGACCCAGCUCCUGUUCCCCCGCCACCACACCACCUAUUCAACGCGGUGAUCGAGUGUGGCAUCCUUCUGUACGGCUUGAAGGUUAUGACACUCGUUUCCCUGCUUCUCAUACUGCGGAUGUGAAAUACCCGCUCUCUGCUUAUGUUACUU
Linum trigynum is the source of this 6639-nucleotide messenger RNA. NCBI's taxonomy places the organism in Eukaryota, Viridiplantae, Streptophyta, Magnoliopsida, Malpighiales, Linaceae. The record is from the annotation of a GenBank genome assembly.